CCCAUGGGACCCGAGCGGACGGAGAUGCACAAACGACACGUGUCUGCGGCCCAGGAGGCGCCAGGCCCCGCACAGGCCCCGAGCGCCGCGGGGAACCGAGGCUCCAACGCCUGCUGCUUCUGCUGGUGCUGCUGCUGCAGCUGCUCGUGUCUUACUGUUAGAAAUCAAGAUGAAGAGAGAACAAGAAGAACAUCCCAUGAACUACAAGCAGAGGGUAUUCCAAAUUGUGAGGAAAGCCCUGCUCCUACACUUGAAGAAGUCAACGCCUGGGCGCAGUCAUUUGACAAACUCAUGCUGACCCCGGCCGGCAGGAACGCUUUCCGGGAGUUUCUCCGAACCGAAUUCAGCGAGGAAAACAUGCUCUUCUGGAUGGCCUGUGAGGAGCUGAAACAAGAAUCUAACAAAAGUGUCAUUGAAGAAAAAGCAAGACUUAUUUAUGAGGAUUAUAUUUCUAUCCUUUCUCCGAAAGAGGUCAGCCUGGACUCGAGAGUAAGGGAAGUUAUUAACCGAAACAUGCUGGAACCCUCCCAACAUACCUUUGAUGAUGCACAGCUUCAAAUCUAUACCUUAAUGCACAGGGACUCCUACCCACGGUUUAUGAACUCUGCUAUUUACAAGGACUUGCUUCGGUCCUUAACUGAGAAGUCCAUUGAAGCAUAGGAUUCUUUCUUAAACGUAUUUAUUUGCAAGCAAAUGGAACUCUGGGCUACACCGAUCAACAGGGAAUUUAGAAUUAACCUGAUAUUUACCUGGAAAUAUCUCAGGCAAGUUUUAAUACAGACUGAACGUUUUAAAACUGCACAAGGCUCUGA
Tinamus guttatus (white-throated tinamou) is the source of this 812-nucleotide messenger RNA. NCBI's taxonomy places the organism in Eukaryota, Metazoa, Chordata, Aves, Tinamiformes, Tinamidae. The record is from RefSeq and is a predicted model, not a curated record.